Rhopalosiphum maidis (corn leaf aphid) is the source of this 819-nucleotide messenger RNA. RefSeq names its product 60S ribosomal protein L13a (gene RpL13A). Gene Ontology annotation, molecular function: mRNA binding; structural constituent of ribosome. Lineage: Eukaryota; Metazoa; Arthropoda; Insecta; Hemiptera; Aphididae. Gene Ontology annotation, cellular component: cytosolic large ribosomal subunit; ribosome. Gene Ontology annotation, biological process: translation; negative regulation of translation. The record is from RefSeq and is a predicted model, not a curated record. Bases 133 to 771 code for a protein of 212 amino acids. The transcript has 5 exons.
GCACUACUUAUUCCUUAACCUAUUCUGUCGUAAACUCCUAACAUAUCUGCCAUUUGGUUUCACGUCGCACGUGAAAAAUUUGUUCGUGUUAUUUUUUAUAUUAAUCUUCCAUUAUAGUUUUACUAGACUAAAAUGGCACCCAAGCAUGGUUUGUUCAACAAGCGCAUUUACAUAGAUGCAAAAGAACAUUUGCUUGGAAAGUUGGCUUCAUACGUAGCCAAAGCAAUUCUGCAAGGAAAUAAAGUUGUUGUUUUUAACUGCGACAAAAUAAACAUCGCUGGUAGUUUUUACAGGAACAAGAUUAAGUACUUGUCAUUCUUGAGAAAGAGAUGUAAUGUGAACCCAGCUCGUGGACCUUUCCAUCACCGUGCUCCCAGAUGUAUAUUCAGAAGAACUGUCCGUGGUAUGAUCCCACACAAAACAACACGUGGACAACAAGCUUUAAGACGUAUGAAGGCAUAUGAAGAUAUCCCAGCUCGUUAUACAUCUCAAAAAACAAUGGUUGUACCUUUGGCUAUGAGAAUGUUGAGUCUGCAACGUGGACGUAAAUAUUGUGAUGUUGGUCGUUUAUCACAUGAAGUUGGAUGGAAAUACCAACAUGUAGUCAAAGACUAUGAAGCACGUCGUUUAGAACGUGAAGCCAAGCGUGCCCAGCGUUUGAAGAUUAGACAUAAAUUGACCAGAGAAGCCAACAAGAAAGUUAAGAAGGUUGUUGAACCAUACAACCAAGUCCUAAGGGAUAGUGGUUACUAUGUUCCAGCUUUAGUUUGAGAUGGAUUUUUGUGACAAUAAAAAAAAUAAACAAAAAAUGUUUGUAAC